Molecule: messenger RNA, 654 nt
Organism: Dentiscutata erythropus
Lineage: Eukaryota; Fungi; Glomeromycota; Glomeromycetes; Diversisporales; Gigasporaceae
Source: the annotation of a GenBank genome assembly
AUGCCCCGAAAGUCAAAAAAUAAUUCCGUGCAUUCUCUCAAAAAGGAAUUAAAGAAUUCGCGAGAACAAAUUAAAGAGCGAAAAUUUCUUUCUGAAGAAACCUUGCAGAAAAAGUUUAUAUAUGAAACUACAAUAUCACGACUUAAAGAUGAAAAUAAAUUAUUGAGAUUAAGGGAAGAAGCUUCAAGAUCAAAGGAAGAAGCUUUAAUAAUUGAAAAUAGGGAGCUACGUAAAUGGAAAAAUUUUGUUGUUCCUGUUGAUCCUAAUUUUUCUCAUUUUAAAAGAGCAUCUUUCGAGAAAUAUUACUGUUUUUUAACAAUCUGGAAUAAUAAGACUAUUACUGAAAAAGACAUAAUCGAUCUAGAAAGUUCAAGGUCAAACAUAUACAAAAAAAAUUUACUGCAAGAUCUAUGGGAAAAGAUUCAUACAUUUUUGGUCUGCAACUCUGAUUUAGAAACACCUAUAGCAACUAAAAUUGAGAAUAUUAACCUUGCAUCUUCAAAAAAUGUUGAAAUUAAAAGACUCGAUGACUUUAUAAGUUUUAUGAAAAAAAACAUAAAAACUGACACUGAAAGUGAAAUUGAAAAGUGUUGCAACAUGUGGUUUAAAGAAACAUACAAUCUUAUGAUUAAUACCGAAUACACUAAAGAUUGA